GAGAGCAUUCAAUUGUCCGCCAAGAUUGUCGAACUACCCUGCUCGUUGAGUCAAAAGAAUUCGCGAAUUUGGAGUGUGUUUGAAUUAGACGAGGCCCGCCUUCAGGCGGUGGAAAAGGUUGUUCUGCCGGACAAUAUUAACCUUAAAACGACUCUCCUCAGUCUGCCAAGCAAUAGCCUGCCGAUCGGACUUUAUGCAGUCCUCUUCAACGUCACUAUGAUUCUUCCGGUCGGCCAACCUGUCAUCUCGACUGUGAUCACGGCCUACCUUCGUGUGACUCCCAGCAAAUUGAUGAUUCAGUUCACGCCAACGAACCAGGUCCUAAUUACAGUAGGCCUAGUGCAGAAGGAGUUCUGUCUAACCCCGGGCAGCUUCUCAUAUGAUCCAGACCUGAAUAAUAAAAGUGCAGAUCAGGCGAGUAUCCAAGGCUUUAGAAAAGUGCUGUUUAAUUACAUACCAAAAACUUAUAUAUGA
Molecule: messenger RNA, 474 nt
Organism: Protopolystoma xenopodis
Lineage: Eukaryota; Metazoa; Platyhelminthes; Monogenea; Polystomatidea; Polystomatidae
Source: the annotation of a GenBank genome assembly